Drosophila suzukii is the source of this 3548-nucleotide messenger RNA. It is a transcript of the gene Dna2, whose product is annotated as DNA replication helicase/nuclease 2. The record is from RefSeq and is a predicted model, not a curated record. Gene Ontology annotation, biological process: replication fork reversal. NCBI's taxonomy places the organism in Eukaryota, Metazoa, Arthropoda, Insecta, Diptera, Drosophilidae. Gene Ontology annotation, molecular function: single-stranded DNA helicase activity; 5'-flap endonuclease activity. Gene Ontology annotation, cellular component: cytoplasm.
CAAAAUAUUUGGAAGCAUAACUGUAAAGUAAAUACUUCAAUUUAUACUAAUCAAAGAAAUAAAGCCCCCGCGAUGGCCACAAAACGUGUGCUAACGCCCAGUAAGGCGGAAAAUGUCCCCGCCGACGUGCCGCCGUCCAAUCCCCUGAAGAAAUUCAAGGAGCAACUAGACUUCGGGGCUGAUGAUCUGGAGAAUAUCGACUGGGGCGACGAUGAUGACUUCGAUUUGGCGGUGGCCGGGGCUGUGGACUCCAUAAGCAACCACCGACUGGAUCUCAGCCACUGGCAGCGGUGCGAGGUGGCGCGGGUGGAGCAGCUGCCCAAGAAACAGGGGCUGGAAAUCCACGUGAAGAGGAUUUCUGACGGGGAUCCGGAGACGGCUGUUUGCCAGCUGCACGCACCCUGGAGUCACAUGGUCCUGGGGGUCGGGGACACUGUCUCCCUGAUGGGCAGGUGGGAUCCAUCUGCCGGAUGCCAUGUGAUCGACAAGGAGCAGGGCUACUGCGUCUCCCAUCCGGAUUUUCUCAUUUCCGGCACCACAGUCACCGGUUCCCUCUUCUGCAAGCGCAAAUCCGUUCUGCAGGAGCGUUUCCGGGGGCUGGACUCUGGCAGCUCCAUAAUGGUAAUUGGCACUCUGGUGCAUGAGUUGCUGCAAAAGGUUCUCCGCCAGAAACUCUCCCAGAAGGUUCAAAUCCAAUCCGCGCUCCAGGAGAUGCUAGCCAGCUCUUCCUUGGCCCACCUACUCUAUGCCAGCAAUCUCAGCCAGGCGGAAAUGGAGUCACAGCUGCUGAAAUUCAUCGAUCCCAUUGUCAGCUUUGUGGCCCAAUAUGUAAAGGGUGAAACACCGGAUGUCCUGCCGCCAGAAGUCUAUCGCGGUCGCAUCCAUGAGAUCCGCGACAUAGAGGAGAACCUCUGGGUGCCUCAGUUGGGGCUAAAAGGUAAGGUGGAUGUCUCCGUGAAGGUAAGGAACCAUCUGCGCAAGGAGGAAAUCAUACCGCUGGAGCUGAAGACUGGCCGAGCCAGCUUCUCCAUGGAGCACAAGGGGCAGCUGCUGCUCUACCAACUGAUGCAAUCUGCCCAGGGCAGGGACACCCAGUCGGGACUGCUCCUCUACCUCAAGGAGGGCCUUCUGCGCGAGGUCCCCAGCGGGAGGAACGAACAGAGGGAUCUCGUAAUGCUCAGGAAUGAGUUGGCCCACUGGCUGACACGGGAAGUAGUCGUCCCAGCUGAAAAAGAGGAUCCCUUGGAGCCACUGCAGCUACCCGAACCCGUUUACCAUCACAGUGCCUGCGGCAACUGCGCCUACAACACCAUCUGCUCGAGCUUUGCCCAGAGGGACCCCAGUUUGGAACUCAGCGACUCGCAUCCCCUCAAGAAACUUAUGCCACAGCUUCUGGGGCACCUCAAGGAGCCGGAUCACGCCUAUGUGCAGCACUGGUGCGGCUUGCUGGCUCUCGAGGAGCAGCACAAUCGUCUGUCUUCGCACUCGCGAUCCUUUUGGACAGAGGAUCCUGUAAAAAGGCAACAGCAGGGCAGAGCAGUUUGCCAGCUAAGGCUAGUGAAGGGUCAACGGGUUAUUUUUGAAGAGGGACGCUAUCGUCAGAGCUUGGAGCUCGAUGAAGAGGCCGAUGCCAGCCGAGAUCUCAGUCUCAGUGGGUUCGACGUGGGUGAAUAUGUGGUGAUCAGUUCCAGCUCGCGCCUAGCCAUUGCCUCUGGUUUUAUUGUAUCCCUGGAGGCUCGUCGCUUGGAUCUCCGCCUGGAGCGCGAUCUUAGCCAGCUGUAUGGGCAGGAAUCAUUCAUCAUGGACAAGCACGAGUCACAGAGCUUUGCCACCUUCAAUUUUACCAAUCUUGGCCUGCUGCUCUCCGAUGGUGAGCGCUUCCAGGAGCUGAGAGACAUUAUAGUGGCCAAGAAGCAACCGGAGCAGCAUAAGGUUCUGCCCAAGAUCAUCCUCACCAAAGGAGCUCCCAUGCUACUACAAUUGAACAAAGUUCAAAAGACCGCAGCUUUGCGCGCUUUGACCACCAGCAGUCACCUUUUGAUCAAGGGUCUACCGGGCACUGGAAAAACGCAGACUUUGGUUUCCCUGGUCAGGCUGCUUCAUCUCCUCGGCAAGAGUGUCCUCAUCACGGCCCAAACGCACUCGGCCGUGGACAAUCUCCUUCUGCGUCUGCUGCCCUUUGAUUUGCCCAUGAUGAGAUUGGGUUCCAGCUCUAGAAUUCACAGCCAGCUGGAGGAGAUAAGCGAGGAUAAGCUUACGAAGGACUGCAAAACGGUGGAGGAACUAGAGAAGGCUCUGGAGAAGCCCUCCAUUGUCGGAGUGACCUGUCUGGGCGCUGGACAUCCGCUCUUUCAGCGUCGCCAGUUCGACUAUUGCAUUGUAGACGAAGCCACGCAGGUGUUGCAGCCUACUGUGCUGCGUCCAUUGGUGCACUGCAGCAAGUUCGUGCUCGUGGGAGAUCCCGAGCAGCUGCCGCCGAUUGUCCGGUCGAAGGAAGCCCGCCAGCGGGGAGCUGAUGAGACUUUAUUCCAGAGAUUGGACUCUGAACAGGCGACCGCUGUGCUGAGCCUGCAGUACCGCAUGAACAAGACCAUCACCCGCCUGGCCAAUGAGCUCACCUAUGGCGGAGACCUAAAGUGCGCCUCCGAGGAGGUUUCCGUCGCCAGAUUCCAGGUGGAAUUGUCCAACCAAGCCCCCCGGUGGGUGCAGCGUGCCUUGCUAACUCAUUUGGAGCAGGCCGUCACCCUGAUAAAUACUGGAAAUUGCUUCGAACGCUGUCAGGAAUUCGUGCAGGCAUCCCAGCGACUGGGGGAGACCUGCUCCUCCAUUGAGCAAAGCUUUGGCGAAGACAAAGAGGAGAGCAGAAAGCAUACGGCCAAAAGGAGAAUAUCCAAAUACACAAACUACUGUGAAGCGGGCGUGGUGAUGCAUUUGCUGAGGCAACUAUUGAAAUCCGGCUUCGAGGCCUCCAGGAUUGGAGUGAUUGCUCCGUAUCGGGCGCAGGUGGAGCUGCUCAAGAAGCUAGCCUCCAAACUGGAGCCCAACCUGGAGUGCAACACUGUGGAUCAGUUCCAGGGCAGGGAUAAGAACCUGAUCAUAUACAGCUGUUCCAAAACAGGUGGCGAAUCCGCUGAUAUGGAACGCUCGCGGGAGGCAGAGAUCCUGGAGGAUCAGCGCCGCCUAACAGUGGCCAUUACCCGUGCCAAGAACAAGCUCAUCCUGCUGGGAGAUAUCCAGUGCCUCGAGCAGUAUGGUCCCUUUCGGCGACUCUUCAAGCACAUCCCUGACAGAUGUCGCCUAAAGUUGGAGGAGGGGCGCAUGGAGUUCGCCUGGCAGCUGAUCCAAGAGGACCUCGCCUCUCUGUUGGAGAACUAGGUAAUUGUUAUAUACUUUGUUAUUUGUAUGCUUCACCAUCCUUGAAAAUUAUCAUUAUGAUUUUUGAUUGUUCCAUUGGCUGGCUAAACAAAUUAUUCUAAAUGAUAUUCUAUUUACUAAGCUUUUACACUUAAACUAAAUAUAUAAUACAUUUUUUUCCAUGUUAAAGUAAA